Monoraphidium neglectum is the source of this 648-nucleotide messenger RNA. Its product is annotated as Bax inhibitor 1. Bases 1 to 648 code for a protein of 215 amino acids. Gene Ontology annotation, cellular component: membrane. The transcript has 4 exons. The record is from RefSeq and is a predicted model, not a curated record. NCBI's taxonomy places the organism in Eukaryota, Viridiplantae, Chlorophyta, Chlorophyceae, Sphaeropleales, Selenastraceae.
AUGAACUUUAUCAAUCGCGCGACGGGCCGCACGGGGCCGCUGCCCGACGGCGUGCCGUUCAGCAAAAUCUUCAGCUUGGGCCACAUCGAUUCGAGAAUCCAGAAGCACCUGCAAAAGGUGUACACAACGCUCGCAGCCACCCUCCUGGUGGCGGCCGCCGGCGUGUAUGCUGACGUCACAUACCAUGUCGGCGGCGCCGUAACAGGCCUGCUGGCGUUUGGGUCGCUGAUGGCGCUGGUGUUCAUGGCGCCGACGCAGCAGAACCUGCAGAAGCGCUACGCCCUCCUCGCCGCCUUCGCUUUCUGCCAGGGCGUGUCUCUGGGCCCGCUGGUGGGCAUGGCCCUGGAUGUGAACCCAGCCCUGGUGCUGCUCGCCUCCCUCGCCACGUCCCUCGUGUUUGCCUGCUUCUCCGCCGCCGCGCUGCUCACCCAGCGGCGCUCCUACCUGUUCCUGGGGGGCUGGCUGUCCUCGGCCAUCAUGGGGAUGAUGGCGCUGCGCCUGGGCGGCUGGCUGCUGCCGUCGUUCCUGGGGCGCCUGGCCUUCGAGGCGGAGCUGGUUGGGGGCCUGGCGGUGUUUGCCGGCUACGUCAUAUUCGACUCUCAGGUGAGGCGGCCACAGCAGGGUCGGAGGGAUGUCGGUGGGGGCUGA